AUGAUACUUGUUAGAGAAGAUGCAGAGAAGAGGAAGGAGGUGGAGCUGUGUCGACUCAACAGCCAGGAGAAGCUGGGCCUGACGUUGUGCUACAGGACAGAUGAGGAGGAGGACAUGACCAUCUACGUCAGCGAGGUUGGGCCAAACAGCAUCGCUGCAAGGGAUGGACGCAUCAGAGAAGGAGACCACAUUUUACAGAUCAAUGGGCAGGAUGUGCAGGACAGAGAGGCUGUAGCGGUGCUCUCUAGUGAAGAUACUAGGAUCCUACUGCUGGUCGCCAGGCCCGAGAUACAGCUGGAGGAAGCGUGGUUGGAUGAUGAACACAGUGAAUUCCUGGAGCAACUGAAGAUGGAAAUGUUGGAAGAGCAACAGAGAGAAGAGAUGGAGCUAGAGGCACUUCAGGAGAAGGCCAAAGGAGAAGAGGAUGACAUCACUGCCACCUGUUCCUCCAGAACUCAGGACAGCGGGCUGGGGAUGUCGUUAAGGAACAGCAUCGACGCCCCCGACCACAACGCCCUCCUAACCCACAUCCAACGGAGACUCUCCCAGUGUCUGAGGGACAGACAGAACUGUUCCACGCGUCUGGACGAAGAGGAGGAGGAGGAAGAAGAGGAGGUUGUUGCAGAGGAUGGCGAUCGGUUCCAGCAGCUCCUGGAGCUGAAGUGUCAGAUCCGUAACAGCGGGGAGUACGACCUGAUCUAUAGCAGACGCAGCACUAUAGAGUGUAGGCUGGGAGAGCCGGCCGGUGGCGUGCAGCGUGAGCUCCGCAUGCUCAACGACGAGCUCCGUAGCAUCGAGCUAGAGUGCCAGAACAUCAUGCAGGCACACAAGCUCGGCAAGGGGCCGGUGGGGUCCCAGUGGGACCAGGGGCAGCAAGUGUUUCCCCAAAUUGUCUGCCCCACACCCAAGGACCAAAGCUCCCACCUGGGGUGCAAUGACUCACCUAGAAGAAGCAAGCUGGUGGACAUCAGCGAGUGUCCGGAGAAGCCGGAGAAGUCAGACAAGGACAGCUCGAGUGCCUACAACACUGCAGAGAGCUCACGCAGCACGCCGCUGGCAAUGGACCGCUCCCCUGAGCACUCCCUUCAGAGGAGGAUGGUGACCAUCACCAACCAGAGGAACCUCCGCAGCAGCAUGGCCAGCCUCCACACUACAGCCAGCCCCAGCCCCAAACACCGGCCCCUCCACUGGGCCCCCAUCCCAGGCAAGGCCAGCAGCCCCGACCACAGCCUUUACCCCUCCGAGUCGGACAAGGUGGCCCCUGCAGACAACGAAAGGAGUGGGUUGGGGAACUGGAAGGUGAAGCCUCAGCCUCCUCCCAGGGCCUCCCAGAUCCCUUACCUAUCCCCGUCCCAUGACUCCCAGCACCGCCAGCCCAACGCCAACAUCCCGGCCCACGCUCGCCACUACCAGAGCUACAUGCAGUUGAUUCAGCAGCGCUCGGCUGCGGAGUACGCCCAGAGCCAGCUGAGCCUGCUCAGUGGAGUCAAGGAGCCCCAGCUGAGCCCCGCCAUCGAGCCUAAGAUGGAAUGGAAGGUGAAGAUCCGUUCGGACGGCACGCGCUACAUCACCAAGAGACCCAUUAGGGACAAGAUCCUGCGGGAACGCGCCCUGAAGAUCAAAGAGGAGCGUAGCGGAGGGAUGACCACCGACGACGACGCUAUGUCCGAGAUGAAGAUGGGGCGGUACUGGAGUAAAGAGGAAAGGAAGCAGCAUCUGGUCAGGGCUAAAGAACAGCGGAGGAGACGGGAGUUCAUGCAGCGCAGCCGACUGGAGAGCCUGAGGGAGAGUCCUCAGAGCAGCAGCGAAGGACGCAAGGAGGUCAGCAUCAUUGAACUGAGCCACAGGAAGAUGAUGAAGAAGCGCAACAAGAAGAUCCUGGACAACUGGAUGACCAUUCAGGAACUGAUGACUCACGGGGCCAAGGCCCCUGAUGACCCCAGGGCCAAAGUACAUAAGGCCUUCCUGUCGGUCACCACUGUAUAAUAUACAACUAACACAUAACAAUCUAUAGCAGUGUUUCUUAACCGUAUUCAUACCAGGAACCAGCAAGCUAUGGCCCUACCCCGGUGAGCAACAUCCCAGGGACCGGUGCUGGUCUCCGGACCGGAAUUUGAGGAACACUGAUCUACAGUACCCCAUGUGGUAUUAUAUACUUGCCUCGUUCAAUGUGGCGUUUUUAUGAGGGCGAUAGGAAUAUUUUUCACAACUUUGUUACCCGAAAAAUAGCAUUUUCUAAAGAAUUUUAACCAAUGGUUUCCAUGGCAUUUAAAAAAUCAGUUUUUCAUUAUUUCACUCUGUUCCAGAAACACUUUUGUAUGAGAUUACUGAGCAAUUAUUUUUCUUAGUUCAUCCUGUAAAUGUAAUUACCUGCAUAGUGUUCAAUUAUUUUCAUAUUUCUGUUCUGUUAUACAGUGAUUCCAACCCAGACAGGUCAGAAUAUUUGUAUGUACUCCCUCAGGGGGAGAGGCGUUCAAUUGAAUGUACAGUACAGAAAUCCUACUUCUUGCAGGUCUAGAUUUGAUAAACCAGCCAUUUCAUUUGUCCUUAAAGGGACACUUCGGGAUUUUGGUAUGAAGGAAGUUAGAGGUAAGUUUCGCGAGCCAAUGCUAACUAGCGUUAGCGCAAU
This is a messenger RNA of Salvelinus sp. IW2-2015, 2629 nucleotides long. The record is from RefSeq and is a predicted model, not a curated record. NCBI's taxonomy places the organism in Eukaryota, Metazoa, Chordata, Actinopteri, Salmoniformes, Salmonidae.